CAACAACAACAUCAUCAGCAACAACAUCAACAACAUCGUCAACAACAACAACAUCGUCAUUAUCAUCAUGGUGUCUCUGUUGGGUGGAGGUUUGCUGGGGAAUCCGCUGAGUGGAGCGUUGGAAGACAAGGACGACAAAAAAGAUGGAGACGAAGAGGAAGACCCUGAGGUGCUGGAAGCCAAGAGGGAAGCGGAGGAACGAAGAAAUGAAAAGUACAGGAAGAUGGAGGAAGAAAGGGAAACCAUGAGGCAAGGAAUUAGAGAUAAGUACCACAUCCAGAAGAAAGAAGUUCCAAAGGAGGACCCUGGGUUGGAGGGCAGACUUGGAAGGAAGAAGAGGGAUGAUGAAGGAUCGGACCCCCUCCACCCGAGUGCGUCUGGCACACAAGCCACAGGCUUCCCGAAGAACCUGGACGACCUAACGGCCAAGGUGAAGGACCUGCCGGGCACCGUCAUGACGACAGUCACCGAGGCCACCGAUAAAUGUUCCCUUCAGUAAGGAGCCCUCAACUUUCUUUCCUACGUCGCUUGCACUGUCUCUGAAUUCUGCAAUAACUUUUUUAAGACGAAGCUCUGUCGUCACGUUUGUCUUCAGUUUUGAUUAAUCGGCGAACCAAUAUUUUUGAUUAAUGUUUAGUGAUGUUUCAAAAUUGAAAUUAUUUUUAUAGUUGUAUCAGAUAUUAACAAGAAUGAUUGGUUCUCGACAUUAGAAACAAUCAUUCUAACGAAUUAGGACGUUCGUAAUUCUUCGAGCUCUUUCAAUAUUCCAGCGCGCAC
Molecule: messenger RNA, 777 nt
Organism: Helobdella robusta
Lineage: Eukaryota; Metazoa; Annelida; Clitellata; Rhynchobdellida; Glossiphoniidae
Exons: 4
Coding region: 68-499 (143 amino acids)
Biological process (GO): regulation of neurotransmitter secretion; synaptic vesicle exocytosis; neurotransmitter transport
Cellular component (GO): SNARE complex; terminal bouton
Molecular function (GO): syntaxin binding
Source: RefSeq, a predicted model, not a curated record